GCUCAGACAGCAGCCACUCUUCAGGAUAACAACACACUGCGGAGGCCCUUUAAACGCACUCUCCAUACGGCUACCAUACACAUCGGAGUGCACGGGCUUUUUUGAUCACUUCAGGGGACUGUUUUCGUUUGUUUUUGCUUCGGUCAAGACACAGAAGUCAGAUUUAAUGCCUCUUUUCGGGAAUCGGUGCACGGCUCCACGGUCGUGAGACCACUCUACCGGGUGCGGUGCGGCGGAGUUAAUACACUGCUGGGCUGGAUAUAUACUAUUCACUUGAAACCAAGACGGUCCGCACCACCAUUUCUACUGAACCUGCAUUUCUCUCGUGUGACUACAUCGGUUAUUAGGACUCUCAGCUGCUGAAUAAGAAUACUCUACGCCGGCUUUUCAGCGUGAAUAUGUUGUUGUCAAAGUUUGGUUCAUUUUCGCACAUUUGCAACCCUUCGAGUAUGGACCAUCUACCAGUGAAAAUACAGCUUCAGCCAGUUAAAGUGGAAAAGGAGUCUUUCGAGAAGGUUUACCAGGUGGGCUCGGUGUUGGGCAGUGGAGGGUUCGGGACGGUGUACGCCGGCAGCCGGAUCUCUGAUGGCACACCGGUUGCUGUGAAACAUGUUGCAAAGGAGAGGGUGACCGAGUGGGGCACAAUUAACGGUGCUAUGGUGCCUCUAGAGAUCCUGCUGCUAAAGAAGGUCAGCUCGUCGUUUCGCGGAGUUAUCAAAAUGCUGGACUAUUACGAGCGCGCGGACGGCUGGCUGAUCGUCAUGGAGAGGCCGGAGCUCGUCAAGGACCUUUUCGACUUCAUCACCGAAAAGGGAGCCCUGGACGAGGACACCGCUCGGGGCUUUUUCCGCCAGGUUUUGGAGGCGGUCAGACACUGCUACAGCUGCGGUGUGGUUCACAGAGACAUCAAGGAUGAAAACCUGCUUGUUGAUCUGCGCACCGGGGAGCUCAAGCUUAUUGACUUUGGCUCAGGGGCGAUUCUCAAGGACACAGUCUACACUGAUUUUGAUGGUACCAGAGUAUACAGCCCACCAGAGUGGAUCCGCUUCCAUAGAUACCAUGGCCGCUCGGCGACGGUAUGGUCGCUAGGCGUGCUGCUGUACGACAUGGUGUGUGGAGACAUCCCCUUUGAGCAGGACGAGGAGAUCCUCAGAGGGAGACUGUACUUCAGGAGAAGAGUUUCAGCCGAGUGCCAGCAGAUGAUCAAAUGGUGCCUGGCCCUGCGGCCCUCAGACCGGCCCACCCUGGAGCAGAUUUGCGACCAUCCCUGGAUGAGGACCACAACGACGGCAGAAUCUCCCGAGUCACAAGAGGAGCCUGUCGCCGGGGAGAUCCGCCUCAGGACCAUCAACACAGACUCUUCGUCAAGCACAAGCUCGAGCAAGGAGAGCCUCUGAGGGGGGCUCUGUUGGACUGAAAGACUUUGUGGGGAAAGAAGGGGGUUAGGACGGAAGGGGUUUGAUGAAAUGGACUUAAGGCCGGCAGCCUGUAGCCCAUCAGUGGGUCUGACACCGCUGCUCCGGCGAGAAAAAAUGUACUUUAAUGUUCCUCUUUUGUCGGGAAUUUUUUAAUUUAUUACUAUUUGUUCUUCCUAAUCUUAUUUUCCCCCAUCCCCUCUUUUUAUUCUUCAUUCAGUUGAUUAUUGUUUCCUAAUAGGGAAAAAAAAUUCAGUAUGGGCGGUCUUACCAGCACUAUUUAUUUUCCCCUUCCCUGUUUUUAAACUUUAUUUUACUCGUUUUGUUACUAGGCUGGGUUUGCAGCUGGCAAGGCCCUCCUAUUCAGACAUGGCUGCUCUCAUAGAGCUUGGAGAAAAAUCAUUUUUAUUUAAAUGUUUUGAUUUUGUAGUGCCUUUUUUUCGAAAGCUGCUUUUCUGUGUGUGUGUUUGGGGGGGCGGUUUGACAACAACUUUUUGUUUUUGCCCCAUGGCCCGGUGGCUACGUUGCCUGUGCUCUGAUGGGAGGAGGGGCUUCUUUUUCCCUCUUCUCCAUCACUGUGAGACGACCAGCCUUGAGGCAAAGAUAGCAUUAGCUCGGAGAGAAAGAGGUGAGGGCUCCCCCUGACAAUGGAAUACUUGAAAAACUCAACUCUUUGUCGCUCUCUUUAACGCUGCUCACUCACUCAAUAGCCUGAACAGGUGUUUGGAAACUGGAUCCUGUCUUUUCUGAAUGUCUACACACCCUCACCCCCACCCCGCCCACCAUGCCUGUUAUGGGGUGUGCGGCCCUCUUGACUUUUCUUUUUGCCUCCCGCCAUCUCACUGCUUGACACUACGUGGCCCCGCCCCUGGCCUCCCUCAGGGUUUUGGGGUGUGAAAUGCACAAUCAAUGCAAUAUUCAUGGUCUCAAUUAUGUAUUUUUCUUUUUUCAAAUAUUGUACAGUGUAUUUUUUUUUCUCUUUUUGUGUGUACAUUAUUUUUCCUCCCCGUUUGCAUUUAAUUUAUUUGUAAACAUGUAGACAUUCCACACUCUGUGGUUAUUUAUUUAUUUAUUGUCUAUGCUUAAAACCCCCUCUAAAUUUUACAUAUGCUACUUUGCCCCUGUUUUGCAUUCCUAUAACUUAUUUUUACAUUUCGACAUGGGUUUUAGUUUUUUUAGAUGUGGAGGAUGCACUGAAGCAGUUGUCGAUGUAAA
Molecule: messenger RNA, 2630 nt
Organism: Notothenia coriiceps (black rockcod)
Lineage: Eukaryota; Metazoa; Chordata; Actinopteri; Perciformes; Nototheniidae
Product: serine/threonine-protein kinase pim-3
Exons: 6
Coding region: 399-1397 (332 amino acids)
Biological process (GO): regulation of mitotic cell cycle; protein autophosphorylation; negative regulation of apoptotic process
Cellular component (GO): cytoplasm
Molecular function (GO): ATP binding; protein serine/threonine kinase activity
Source: RefSeq, a predicted model, not a curated record